AUGGCGGCGUGUUUCGUGUGUGACCCUGUGCUCCUGUCCCGUGUCCCCGCAGAGAUCCCUCAGUGUGCCGGCUGUAGUCAGCACAUCCUGGACAAGUUCAUCCUGAAGGUGCUGGACAGACACUGGCACUCCAAGUGCCUCAAGUGCGCCGACUGCCAGACUCCGCUGGCGGACAAAUGUUUCUCCCGGGCAGGAAGCGUCUACUGCAAGGAAGACUUCUUCAAACGUUUUGGAACAAAAUGUGCAUCAUGCCAACAGGGGAUCCCGCCGACGCAGGUGGUGCGGAAGGCGCAGGACUUUGUGUAUCACCUGCACUGCUUUGCCUGCAUCAUGUGCAGCCGACAACUGGCCACCGGGGACGAGUUUUACCUCAUGGAGGACGGGAGGCUGGUGUGCAAGGUGGAUUAUGAGACGGCAAAACAAAACGACGAUUCAGAGGCGGGGACCAAGCGACCGAGGACCACCAUCACGGCCAAACAGCUAGAGACCCUCAAAAGUGCCUACAAAAACUCGCCGAAGCCAGCACGCCACGUCAGAGAGCAGCUGUCCUCUGAGACGGGGCUGGACAUGAGAGUAGUGCAGGUGUGGUUCCAGAACCGGCGAGCAAAGGAGAAGCGUCUGAAAAAAGAUGCAGGCCGACAUCGUUGGACUCAGUUUUAUAAAAGUGUCAAACGCAGCCGAGGAGGAACUAAAGUGGAGAAAGAAAGCUCUGCCGAUGACGCCGGGCUCAGUGACAGUGAACUGAGCUUCAGAGAUGACCAGGUCCUCUCAGAUCUCGGCCACGCCAAUGGGCUUUAUGGGAGUGUCGGUGACGUGUCCAACAGUGCGGUGCUGAACGGCGGCUUCUCUGUCGAUGCAGCGGGACAACCCUACCACGACAUCCGAGCAGGCAGCCCCUAUGGUCUCCCUCAGUCGCCCUCCUCCAUCACUUCUCUGCCCGGCCACACCCCUCUCCUCAACAACCUGGGCUUCAGCAUGGACAGUCUCGUGGUGCAGGGUGGGCCGGGCGGCGUGGGACAGGCCCUGAGGGCCAUGGCCGGCGGCCCGACCUCAGACCUCUCCACAGGCAGCAGUACGGGAUACCCUGACUUCCCCACCAGCCCCGCCUCAUGGCUGGACGAAAUGGACCAUUCCCAGUUUUGAGCCUCGUAGAAGAUUGCUGUGGGGAUACAACAAAACAGACUCAAAAGGCUUUUUACAUUUCUUUCUAUCGCCCUCCAAGACUGGUAUGUUUUGUGACUUUGGGUGAAGAGGAGAAGGAAGAGGAAAAAGUGUGACUCUCAGUCCCUCAGCAGUCGUAUCGAUGAGAUAACUCAAGAUGUGCAGUCCGGAUAAAAAGCAGUGAAGAACAACCUCCACACCGCUGAAUGUUCAAUCUCAACAAUGUAUCAUACAAUUUUUUGUCAUCACCUAAUUUUAUUUUGUUCUUUCACUCUGAAAAUGAGACUGGAUUUCCAGCAAGUCAGUGGAUUUUGCUCACAGGGGAGGUGAUAUUGUCUCACCCCCUCCCAAAUAAACCAUCCCUGUCUCAUAACAGCUACAACAAUAGGGCUACAAUCUAGAUCAAAGUCCCUAUGAGACCCAGGAGGCACCUGCAUGCUUCUUGACUGAUAUCGAGUAGGACUGCUGUCUGGCCAUAUCAAAGCCUUUUACAUUGGCAAUGCACUUUACUCUCCUCUUGUUUUUCUACACAUGUGGACAGGAAUGCAGACAGAGGAAGAGAGAAAAAGAGGAGGGACAUAUGCACAAGGCAAAAACACAGUGUUUCAUUGGGGAGAGAAAUUUACAAGAACAGUGGCACAAGUGCGAAUUUUGAACCAUGCUGACGUUUUUUAAUGUAUUGCUGAAGCUUAAAAGUUAUUAGGAAGUAGAUGGCCGUUGGUCUGUCCGUCCGUCCGUCCGUCCGUCCAUCCCUCUGUCCCUCUGUCCGUAGAAACCGAUGUCUCCUCUGUUUGAGUGAGGGCGAACCCUGUUUGCUACACAGCAGGUCUCUCUUCUAUAUUUAUAGGUGCUUGACUUGUUCUUGUCUGUGUAAAAGCUGUCUGAGAGCGGACGUCCGUCAGUAUUAAAUUAUCUGUUUCCAGACAUCGAAGCUUAUGUGUUGGAGGACAGUCAAGAAGUUUGGAGAAAUUCAACUCGAACCAUUCAAGUAAUUUAUCACACAUCUAAAUUAUUUAUUUUUUAUUUUUUGAAUGCACAGAUGUAAGACAAGGAGAAUUCAAAUUGAUAAAAUGUGCAGACUCCUUUGCAGAUGUUAUUGAGCAAAUAUAAAAGACAACAUUUAUUUUGGCAUUUAAACCACCAAGUAUUAUCUGGAGCGCUGAUAAACAUUUGCUUUGUGUUGGCUCUUGUGUUUCCUCAGUCUGAUCCAUGCUUCUCCUGGUAAUCUACUCAGUCCAGCAGAGCUCUGGCUUUGCCUGCUAUCAACCUACUUACUGACCCCCAGAUGUGUUGUCAGUCUGUUCUCCCCCUGCCUGGCCUCCGUGUCGGAGGGAUUACCGCAGAGCCCCCCACAAUCAGGGCUGAUACUCUGCUGCAGCUUCAGUGCUAGCAUGACUGCUGGGCUGAUACGUUUUCUUACACUUCAGGCUGCAUCUAAAUGCCCCCACCACAAUGCAGAUAGAAGACUGAUUGACGAGAAGUUCAAUCCCUUAGUCUGACUCUCUUAAUGCAGACUUUCUGUAAGCCGUUACAGUUUGACCUGUUAAACAUGUCAAAACCAGCUGUUUUUGACAGUUUGCUUGAAAACACAUCCUUACUCAUCUCCUUGUUUUGCCAAUCGAAGAAAAUAGCAUUUAACAUUUUUGGGUCACCUUUAAUGUGAAAAAUUGCCAAGUCCUUUUAAGCCAGGGCAUCCUAUUCAAGAGCCAGAAAGCAAAUCAACAAACAGAAAGUGACACUAUUAAGAAAAUCUGGGAGCACUUUAGAUUUCAGCCCGCAAAUUACAGCAUACUCAUCUCAUAAAUAGUUGGUUUUAAUGACAUACAUACUGUCUAACUACACUGGCAUUAAUAUGUAUAGUAGUAUAAGUACAGUAGAAGAAGACAAGACUUUAGGGAAUGAGUGGAUUUGUGUUUAAGAGGAACUUACAUCACUUAAAUUUGACAUUUUUGAAUUUUAAAGUUAAAAUAUUCUUUGGGAAAAAAAGGGAAAAGAGUUUAAAAAAAUGAAGUGUAGUUUACAUUGUUGUAAAAAAAAAAAAAACAUUUGUUUUUCAUGACUGGGCUGUAGUCAAAGAUGGGUUAUCCUGUAAUUAUUUAAUAUGUGACAGGUUCAUUUAAAAAGUACUUACGAUAAAAUACAUUUUAAUUUUCCCAUAAAUGCAAAUCAUUUACCCACGUAGUCUUUCUUUUCUUGUAAUACAUACAAAGUGUUUCAUUGGAACUACUUUUGUUCAAAAUAUUAGAGUAAUUUGCGGGCUGUGAUUUAAAGUGUUUAGUGAGAAUCAUACAGGAACAUGUUACCAAGACAGUUUUGUUCAGUCUGUGUUGCCUCAGAAGUUUGCAUCUAAAUUGUUGUAAAUUUUGUACAGUUUGAAAACGUGUUGAUCGUCUUGUUUCAUGAGCGCUAUUUAUUAUUAUUGCCAUGUGUCUUUGAAAAAGAUGUAAAAGAGAGCACUGAAUUUAUUCAUUUAUGCCUUCUGUGUAAUGGUAUGAACCGUGUACAGUCAAAUCUAUAUGAGGAAAAUAAAGCUGAAUUGUCUUUGGGUUA
This is a messenger RNA of Acanthopagrus latus (yellowfin seabream), 3711 nucleotides long. It is a transcript of the gene lhx4, whose product is annotated as LIM homeobox 4. Bases 1 to 1143 code for a protein of 380 amino acids. NCBI's taxonomy places the organism in Eukaryota, Metazoa, Chordata, Actinopteri, Spariformes, Sparidae. The transcript has 6 exons. Gene Ontology annotation, biological process: neuron differentiation; regulation of transcription by RNA polymerase II. The record is from RefSeq and is a predicted model, not a curated record. Gene Ontology annotation, molecular function: DNA-binding transcription factor activity, RNA polymerase II-specific; RNA polymerase II transcription regulatory region sequence-specific DNA binding. Gene Ontology annotation, cellular component: nucleus.